AUGCCUGCAAGAAGUCGGCCAAGAAUAAGUCAACAUCGCUCUAAGGAUGCAGAAGAACACUUACUCGCACUUGGAGCCGACUUUAAAGCCGUUAACGAGUCCUACAGCAAGAGCCACUCCCAACAACUUCCUACUACGCUUGCCCAUUUGAUCACCAAGGGCAUAUCACAAGGCCUUGCCGAAGCUUCCUCUGUUGGAUACUGCCUUAGUCUGACUUCGGAAAGCGAUAGGGAGCUUCUCUGCAACAUCCUACUCAAGCACAUAACGACUCAAGCAGCUGCAAAAGCUCGUGACAGAGUUCCUCUUGAUGUAUACAGCGGCCUUGCCGAGUCCUACAGCUCCCUCCUUCCUAAGGUACUCGAGUUUACUACGGCGCAAAAACUCCUUCGAAUGAAACGUGCCUCAGAAGGAAGAAACGCUCAACAGCUAGGACUCCCUCCCAGUGCCGUAGCACAAGAAGUACCUAAUCUGGAGGACAACGAUGCUCGAACUGUCUCUACACAAGAAGAACAGGUGAAAACCUUCGCUAAAGACGCUACCCAGGACGAUAGCCUGGAUAAGGAUGGAAGGAAGGGAGCAGAUGAGGCGAAGGAGGUGGAGAAGGGAAAGGAUGAAGCGGAAGGGGAGGAAUGGAAGGGCAAUACAGGGGAGGUGAACAAUGCAAAAAAGCCGCGAGAACCAGCCCUCAACAAUGAUGUAUACGAUCCAGAGAAAGCACCCUACCAUUACGGGCCACUGAAACAUAAGUUUCCAAUCACCUUCAGGGUCACGAGCCAAGCGAUCGUCAAUGCACUGUACGAUAUGAAUCCGUGGCAAAUGCGGGAAGCUGUAUGCGGUGCAAUCAGGAAAAAGCAAACUCAUACGCGGAGUUUCGAGGGCGCAUCAUACCUUUCGGAUGUCAGCCUGUCGAGUAGCGGCGACAUCUCCGCUGUCACGAAUAACGAGAAAUGGAACGACCUUCUCCUAUUGAUCCAAAUGUCGAACUGGGACAGAGACAUUAUCGACCACGGCAUUGGAAUGAAUUUUGGGAGUCACCGGUGCUACCGAGUUCAUAUGAAAGGAGUCAAGAAGGACAGCUCUCUAAGUGGGGACCUUGGCUCUCGUAAGGAAAAGGCUGCACUGAUCAGCGAACUGGUCCGCAUCAAUACCACCACGCUAAUUUCACUGCGAAUCCAUCACAUAAAAGACGUCUACUACAUUCGCAGUCCGGGGAAAGGUAACGAAGUGCUAGCGGUAGAUUUCUUUGACAUUGAACAAGCUAAUGCAGCACUAUGGCGAGGCCUCUACUACAAGGGGAAUCGUUAUGACUGCGAAACGGUUGAGAAACACCGUUUCCUUGCGCGAUGCAAACAUUGUCAAGCGUUCGGCCACAAACCGGGACCUCACUGCGGUCCUCUUCGCUGUGGAAGAUGUUCUGACGCACACCGAACCGAGAAUUGCUGCAUAUCUCGGGAAGAAAGAUGUGCAUUGUGUGCUGGUCCCCAUGCAUCAGACAACCCGGAUUGUCCGGUAACGAAAGCAGAAAAUAACAGUAUUCGAUUCAGCACGGUAUCAUCCAGAAAUUUUCAAUCGAUGACGCAGCCCGAGACGGCAGUGCCUGCUCUUGUCUUACCAGAACACACGUCGUUCAGCAACGACGCUCUGACUCAAAGUUCAGAGCCUAUUUGUGGCCUUCAACAAGAUACACGGAAAUUACUGACCGAGAUUCCUUGUCUCCGUCAAUUGAUCCAGGGACUAGAAGUUGCUUUGAAAGCAAAACGUCGGAAUAUCAAGAGAGGACCCACGAAGAAGAAGAAGAAGGAGAAGCGGGCUCUAGAUUCGGUCACGAACGGCGCAUUUGAUGACCCCGGAAGGUCUGCGAAGCGAAUUAAACGAGAAGAGCAGCAGCAGGCCGAGACGAUGGACCUGUACAGAAUACCGUCGCCCUACAUUGUUCACCGAGACUGA
This is a messenger RNA of Letharia columbiana, 1947 nucleotides long. RefSeq lists its product as uncharacterized. Bases 1 to 1947 code for a protein of 648 amino acids. The record is from RefSeq and is a predicted model, not a curated record. The transcript has a single exon. Lineage: Eukaryota; Fungi; Ascomycota; Lecanoromycetes; Lecanorales; Parmeliaceae.